Molecule: messenger RNA, 1339 nt
Organism: Pseudocercospora fijiensis CIRAD86
Lineage: Eukaryota; Fungi; Ascomycota; Dothideomycetes; Mycosphaerellales; Mycosphaerellaceae
Exons: 2
Coding region: 4-1122 (372 amino acids)
Source: RefSeq, a predicted model, not a curated record
GCCAUGUCUUCGAAUCGUCUCACACAGCCAUUCGGCAAUCUCAACCUCGACGAGAACGAUCCUGUGCUCAAGUCCAUCAACGAAACGAAAGCAGAAUAUGUUCGCUUGGGAAGGUCAGGCCUCCGUGUGUCUGUGCCAAUCUUUGGAGCCAUGUCAUUCGGACAUAAAGACUGGCAGCCAUGGGUGAUAGAAGAAGCAGAAGCACUUCCCCUCUUGAAGGCAGCAUACGAUCGUGGUCUUACGACGUUUGAUACGGCCAAUGUCUAUAGUAAUGGUGUGUCUGAGGCCAUUAUUGGAAAAGCGCUGAAGCAUUACAAGAUUCCAAGAGAUAAGGUUGUCAUCUUGAGCAAAUGUUAUGGUUACGUAGGAGAAGAGCCGGGUGUGCGAGGGAUAAUGUAUGGACAAGCCAUUGCGCAGAGCAAGGACUACGUGAACCAUGGCGGGCUGUCAAGAUCUGCGAUAUUCCAAGCCGUCAAUGCGAGCUUGAAGAGGCUGGACACAGACUAUUUGGACCUGCUACAGAUCCAUCGAUUUGAUCCUGAAACGCCCAUAGAAGAGACCAUGGAGGCGCUGCAUGACCUUGUCAGGAGCGGCAAGGUGCGCUACAUUGGUGCAUCGAGCAUGUGGACAUAUCAGUUCGCCAUGAUGCAAUUUGUUGCUGAGAAAAAUGGCUGGACCAAGUUCAUCAGCAUGCAGAACCACUACAACCUUCUCUAUCGCGAAGAGGAACGUGAAAUGAACAAGUUUUGCAACGAGACUGGAGUCGGCUUGAUUCCGUGGGCUCCACUCUGCCGCGGCCAUCUGGCACGCCCUCCGCAGGAGCACGGUAGCACGAUCCGUUCUGCAGGUGAGCAGAAGAACAGCAUGUUCACUACAGGACAGAGUGAAAGCGACCAAAUUAUCAUCAAAAGGGUGCAAGAGCUGGCUGAGAAGAAGGGAUGGACAAUGGCCCAUAUUGCGCUGGCGUGGAUUAACAAAAGAGUCAGCAGCCCAAUCAUUGGCUUCUCUAGUGUUGAUAGGAUUGAAGAAGCCCUUGCUGUGAGAGGCAAGACCCUAACGGAGGAGGAGGAGAAAUAUCUGGAGGAGCCUUACAUUACCAGAGACAUCCAGGGUCAUUCGUGAGCGCGCGAGCUUUCAGAACAUCAUCGUGGUGCUUCUGAAAUUCUCACUAAAAGGUCGUGGGAGGAGUAGGGAGGUCAAGCAAAGAGUCAGGGUAAAUCAACAAGGAUUCUUGAGAAGCAUCCACAUGCAUUCCAUUCCUUAGGCGCUGCUGGGAAACGCCAUGCAUGUCCUGUGCCCGUUCUUUAUGCAGGCGUGAAAUCGAUCUUCUGUACAUUUC